AUGCGUGCGCUUGCUGUUGUAACGUCUGCUCUGUUGGCCACAUAUGUCUCAGCACAGCAAGGGGCAGUCUGCUUCGAUGACUUGGACUGUUUGCUCUCAGGAGGACAAAAUGCCAAAUGCGUGAGGGCACAGGCUGGCGGUAUCACAGGAAAUUGCGCUGGUGGUAAGGCUGCCGGAGCCGCUGGCGCCGCAGCGGGAGCGGGAGCGGGAGCUGCCCAGCCUGCUGGCCAGCAAGCCGCUGCCGCCGACCCCAUCGGCUCUUUGUUGGGAGGACUUACGGGUAAGAAAGCUACAGGGAAGACUACUGGCGGUGCUGUAGCACCGGCAAAGGCGAAAACUGCCGGGAAAGCAAAAGCUCCAGCAUUAGGGGCUCGGCAAGCUGCUGCUCCCGCAGCAUCUGCGGCUCCCGCCGCCGACCCUAUUGGAGCCGUGCUCGGAACGGCAGCAGGCCUGCUGAAAGGAAAGGGAGGUCAACCGGCUGGCGCUGCUGCCCCAGCUGGGUCUCAAGCCGCUGACCCGAUCGGGCAAGUCUUGGGAACCGCCGCCGGAGUUCUCAAGGGUAAAGGAGCCCCUGCAGCCGGAGCCGCCGCUCCCGCAGGACAACAGGCAAACCCCCUUAACGCCGUAAUUGGAGCUGCAGCAGGAGUAUUAAAAGGAAAAGGAGGCGCUCAGCCAGCUGCUGCAGCUCCUCCGGCAGCCGCAGCUCCCGCAGCACCCGCUCCAUCGAAACCGGCAGCUGCGGCUCCGGCCCCGCCAGCAGCUUCUAAGCCCGCUGGUUCCACUCCCGCCGCUCCUCCAGCUGCCGCUCCGCCUGCCGGAGGAAAGCCGAACUCUGCACCCGCCCCACCCGCUGCAGCUCCGGCAGCUCCAGCCGCUGGGAAGCCCGCCCCUCCGCCCGCCGCAGCUCCCGCGGCCCCAGCUACAAGCAAACCCGCUCCUCCACCUGCUGCAGCCCCCCCAAAGACUCCAGCUGAGGGAAAACCGGCCAAGCCUCCUGCUGUUGCUCCUCCGCCAGCCCCCGCCGGUGGAAAGCCAGUUCCAGCUGCUCCCGCCGCGCCGGCAGCACCUGCAGGCAAGCUUUUUCGCCGUGUCGAGUUCUAG
This is a messenger RNA of Colletotrichum paranaense, 1101 nucleotides long. RefSeq lists its product as uncharacterized. The transcript has 3 exons. The record is from RefSeq and is a predicted model, not a curated record. Lineage: Eukaryota; Fungi; Ascomycota; Sordariomycetes; Glomerellales; Glomerellaceae. The coding region runs from base 1 to 1101 and encodes 366 amino acids.